Molecule: messenger RNA, 5103 nt
Organism: Venturia canescens
Lineage: Eukaryota; Metazoa; Arthropoda; Insecta; Hymenoptera; Ichneumonidae
Exons: 10
Coding region: 160-3009 (949 amino acids)
Source: RefSeq, a predicted model, not a curated record
UCACUCGGAGCUCGACAAGACUAACACGCUAAAGUUGAAAUAUCGUCGGUUUUCCACACAUCGUGUCGCGACACUCGGGCUUUUUUAAAUACGAGAAAAACCGCGUGAGAGCAGAAUUCUGUCACUUCCGGCUUCGCGAGCUCACAGCGAUAGUUUGAAAUGGCGAUUGCUCUCGUCGCUAAUUUUCACAAUGAUCUCGAGCCUCCUUUCGCGAAGGAUGGACCAUCCAUCUCCCGAAACGAUCGUCGCUUUCCUGACGAGAAAGAAGGCCCUUUUGAAGCCGGAAGUAAAGAAGAAACCGCGAUCGAAACCGACGAAGACGACACGCCUCGCUGGAGCACGAAUCUCUUCACUCUCUACGCUCGGGUCUUCCGAAUCGUGCUCGCCAAGUGGAAAGAAAGAUUGGGACAAGCCGACGAGGAAGAAAAAGCGAAGGAACUCGACGAUCUCAUUUUACCGAGCAACGAGGAAUGGAGGUAUCAGGUUUAUUAUCGUCUUGUCGAUAUGCAACGUGAAAUUGACCUUGGAAUCGCCGACAAUAGAAUACCCAUUGGACGAAGGAUGACCGAGCAAUUGGAGAUCGAGGCGAAGCAGAGAAAAUCUUGGGACUGGGAACCGGACAAAAGGGAAUUUCCGUUGAGACCGAAAAGCGGAAACGUCGAUGCUUCGCUCGCGACUUUGGCUUCCGCGAUUUACGAUAGCAACGGCUCGAUGACCGAGGCGUGCAUCGAGCCGGGAUGGAGGGUCGGUGACAUUAUUCUCGCGGCACGUGUUCUCCAAGGAGAUUCACCAGUUCCGAGUUACAAGGACGAAGCCGAAAUGAGGAGAGUUUUCGGACUCGUUUACGACGUUUUACGAUAUAAACAAAUUCUAAAUCAAGCCCUACGAGACGUUGGCUUCUGGUAUCGGUACAGCGAGCACAUUAAUCGCGAGAAAAUCGUUUGGCUGCUUCUGUACGACAUGCAGGGAAGAAAAUUCUCUCGUCGCCGUGACGCUGCGACUCUCGAGAGGAGAGAACGCGCUUUCCGUCAGGCGGGAAUUAAGGAUAUCGAGGACGCGCUCAUCGAGACCAGAACGAGACUCGCUGCGAGCGUUUCUCGCUUGAGGAUCGGUGGAUCGGCCCUCGCUCUGGACGAGCUGCUACCAGCUCAUCUGCGAUCCGCCGAGGGAGUAAAUUGGAGCGAAGACGGAGCGUGUUUAGCUUCCGGUUGGGUCAACACCAUCAAAAUACCCAGCAGAGCGGAAUUCAUCGGUGAAAUGUCAAAGCUCGAAUUGCGUCUUUGUGCGAAUUGCAACGAGACCGAGCUCGACGAACAUCAUUAUGUGUUUGAUCCGAUUUGCCCCAAAGUCGUGAAUCUUCAUGAUAAAGCGAGAGAAAAAUUGGCCAUGUCUGACCUCGUCACGAGCCAUCGUUUCAUAUUUUUGGAAAGGUCGCUGUGCCUCGGAGCUGCAGCUCUCGCUCAAACGAUACGUUGCGGUCGACUCUGUGGACCUGUGGUCCUCACUCACACGAUAGCUCCUCGUCACACAGGAUAUUUGGCAGGACUAAUAGCGGACAUCGAGGACGCUGGAAGGCUGUUGGCUUUUGGUACCGGUCAACAGCGUCACCAGUACGAAGAUUAUUUAGGCAAACUCGGACUGACGACUCAGCAGUGUCGAGUCUUUGCUGAGAAAUACGUGGCUCCCCCACCUCUGGCUGAGCUCGAACGAGCCACUGUCGUUCUUUGCCCACCCCCGUGCAGUUACACGGGAGUAAAAGACGUGGUUGACCUGGCAGUCGCUCGGGGUGGCGACACGAAGCUUCUGGAGACUUUGACCGAAAUCGACAUCGAGUUGGAGCAACCGAAGACGCUUCUGACCGAGCAAUUAACGACACUCAAGUACGCCCUGACUCGACCAAACGUUCAACUGCUUAUUUACGAAGCCCACAGUAUUCUACCGUCCGAAACAUUCGAAAUGGUCGACCAGGUCGUUCAGCACGCCAAUCAAAUGGCCGCUGACAAGUACGCGCGUGAGCAUCCGCCCAAGAAGAUCAAAGCUUCGAACAAGGAAACUUCGGCAAAGAUGACGAGAUCGGGCAAAGCUGGAAAACGUACGCAAUCCGUGGACCAAAAAAAUGAAUCGCAAGAAGAAAAGCGAAUCGAAGACGAGGAAGAUAUGUCGACUCGGGUUUCGGCUGAUUUCGAGGUACCGGAAAGCGACAUUUUCGAAAUUGAUUCACCCCUCGAUAUUUACGGCAUGGAAUCAGCAAAGUGGCUCAACGAGGGUUGCUAUUUAGCCGUUAUAAAACGCAAAGAGAUGAUGCAAUUCAACUCAUUGUUUAUGAUCAAAGUUGCCGAAUCGAAAGGAUUGUUCGGUGAUCCUACGAAACAACGCCAAGAAUCGCCGAAAGAGGAACGAGUCGUUUCACCGGUUCGACAAGGCUCCUUGAAUUCCGGUAGAAAAGGCUUCAAACGUCCCAAGAUUCAGGUCGAUCGAAUAGCAGCUGCGACGCAUUCGUCGACAUUGCGAUCGAGUCGAAGUAAAAGGAGGGAGAAUGCGCGCGAAAAGGCUGCGUGUCCAAGACACGUACAGCACGCGACGCAGGACGAAAUAUUGUCGAGGUCUCAGGUACGUGAAGCGAAGCGCCGGGACGCUCGACGUUGGUGGGACGAAUCAGCUCAGUUUUUAUUGCACGCUGCCAUUUGCGGUACUUGCAAAUUCCGACUUUUUCACACCGACCCGCGCACGAGGAAAAUCAUUUAUCCGCCCUACGUGCACGACAUCGUGUUCGAAAAUUUGGACGACAAUAUCGAAACUGCGGUGUCGAAAGAGCGCGCGGAAAGUAGCAGGAAAGAAAAAGUUCAAUCUCCCAACUUGUUCUUCCCCCAUAAAAUCGUUCUUUCCAAUAAAUUCUACGAUAAUUUGAGGGCUCUCACGUGGAAGCACUUCAAACAGAGCUCUUCUCUCAUUCGGAAAGUUUCCGCUGCCAAUCAGAGACGCGGCUCCAAAAGUGCUUACACUCUUUGAAAAAAAAAAUCGGUCUUUGUUAUUCCCUGAAAAGCGACGAAGAGAAAACGGUGCACCGUAAAGUUACUUUCGGUCAAUAUUUGGAGUAAAAAAAAACAAUUUCUCCCAAAAAUUGCUUUCCCCGCUGCGGAAGUCCAAAAUUUGCUAAAUUUUUAUCGUUCGAGUUACUUUUUCCGAACGAUUAUGCUCUCCGUAAAAAAUCUGAAACUUGGACAAAAAUGACGUGGCUAUAAACGAAGCGAAGAAAAUCCGCGUCGUGCAAUUUUUGUGUCGCGUGAUAUAUCACGUGGAGAGGGAAGUCUUAGUUCGCGUUAUUCGAGCAGCAUUUCAACGAUUUUGUAUGUGUAGCAAGGUAGGAAUUUAUAUCGCGUGAUUCUAUGGUGAUUUAAGAGGAAAUAGUCUAUUAUAACUCUCGAUUGCAUUCUCAUUUUCGUCACUCCAACGAGUCUGGUAUGCGGAAAAAGUUUUAUGCGUUAUAACUGAAAUAAAUAAUCGGUGAAUGCCGGAGAAUCAUGAAUUUUGUCGAAAAUUUCGACCCGGUCGAUCGAAUUAUUUUUACAACAUUCGUUGAAAGUUUCAUCGUUUUCAUUCAACCUCGAGCUCGAUCAUUUUUUUGUGCGAUUCGUUGCAACACCCCGAGGCCCGAGCCAUUAUUAAUUUUCUGUAAAAUCCAAGCUCAAAUCCAAAGGAUCGUUGGACGUUUAUUCUUCUGAUGAUUAAAGGGGCGAAAAGCUCUGGAAUUAAAAUAAAAUGUUGCAACGCAAAUCUGUGGAGAAACGCUCCCUCAAACCGGCUAUCUCGCGUGCCCGGUAACAGUCGCGGAAAUGAUAAUAAUCGGGGCAAUUCAUUCAGGGCGACUUCCGCAGAGCAUAUAAAUUGUCUGUCCGCCUACCCGAGUGCAAGCUCAUAUAUUGCACGUGAUAGUUGUACCCAAUUUCGUUAGUCCAAAGACCUACUAAAAACGAUUCGAUGCGCUGAUGGUAUUUUUAAAAUCGGAGUCGAAAUCGUCUCGAGAAAAAUGAAACGAAAUUAUUGAUUUUUCAUCCCUCAUUCAUGGGGAAAUAGCUCGAGGAUUCUUUGCGCUCUUUCUAUAAUGAAAUAACCGAAAACAGAAUUGUGUGGGGGGUUCGAGUCGAGUUUUGAUGGAAAUUUUUAAAAAGCUGACGGUGCAGUCGAUUUUUCAGGAUCUCCUUGACGAAAGACGUUGCCGAGGAUCGAUUUAGCGAGGUUUUGUAGACCCAAUAUAAUGUCGUUCAGUGAGACAAUAAAAAAAUGUUUGCAAAGAGAAAAUGGAUUGGAAACUUCGAUGAACAAAGGUCCCAAACUCCUGCGCCUUUUUUCCCAGAUCCCUCGCUCUCCUAGCCCUAGUGAAUCCUCCCAAACGUCGGAAAUUUCGUCGUCGAGAGCUGGCGAAAAAACGAAAUUGUCGCGGGGGAUAAUGGAAGGCCGGGAGGACACGAGCAACGAGCUGAUCGGAAGGAUAUUGAGCGAGAAAACUUGGAAGAAGGCGAGUCGCAGAAGGAAUAUUUAAAAUCGUAUAAAUUUUAAGACUUUACUUGAAGAUUAAUGAGAGAAAAAUUCAUUUGUCAGAAUUCCAAAGUCGCUUUUUCGGGAGUCAAUCAAUCGAAUACGCUGCAAUUGUUUUCGACGGAAAGUACGCGAGCGAUGCCGGCAAAUCGAUUUUUCGUUCGCGAAACUCGUCCCUCAAAAUCGGAUGAGAAUCGGAACUCGAGCACUUUCAGCUUCGGCUACGGAGCGAAAGCUCUCGCGAGCGCGGCGCAAAAGAUUUAUCUGAAAAACAAUCACCCCGAGAUCGCUGAUUACGAGCGUGACAAAGAAAACUCCUGGGAGUACAAAAUAAUUCAGCAAACAUCGGCCAGUACUGUCGAGAAGAAAAAAUCCCGAUUGUACCAUCCAGGAGGGUCGUUGAAAUACAGCAGACCAGAAAUGAGCACCAGCCUCAAGAGCCCCGAGUAUUAUCAGGGAUUUUCCUUCGUUUAUCCCGGGACUGGAGACGCCGCUGCGGCGGCUGGUCUCGAAAAUUUACCGACAAAUUGAUCCAACGUCAUCGCAGCCUUUGCUUCUUCGAUUGCA